GUGCGCGUUGAAACAAAGCGAGAACUACAAUGCGAUAGAGACACAGGAAGAUACGGGGCGCUAUAUUAUAAUAAUAGCACGUUUUUAAUGUGGAAUGUGUUCAAAUUUAGUCUUUUCCAAAUGUUCCGUCUAGCAACACUAGCAACGGUGACUGGCAGACAUUGUAGCGUAAUACAACCGUGAACUUUUGAACAUUUAUUUAACUCAAAUCACAAGUGUGAUAAAUUGUGUGCUAUUGUUAGCUUUGGUACAAAGCAUUUGGAUUUCAGUCAAAAUGGAAUAAUUUAAAAUGGCUGAGAAGUUUCCAAAUUACGAAGAAUGUUUGCUGACACGGCGCCAAAACUCGCAAACGGGCCAACGUGCCCAAACGAAGAGCCUCAAAGGACCCCUGAGGGUUGUGCGUCUUUGUGUCUUGGGAAUUAUGUUGCCAUGCUUGCUGGUAUCACUAAUUCUGUAUAUGAGAUACAGAGUGUAUGUUGAACAAUUGUAUCCGCUUGCGGUGUCGGAUAUGCGAAUGUUGGAUAAUCGAAUAUCCACGACAUGGUGCCAGCGCCAACUCGUACGAACAAAUGCAACAUUUAAUGCGUUUCUUUUGCCGGAGACGCCGACAAUUUCCUACAAACAUAAGCCAAUGACAAUGGUGCGACAUUUGGAGUUGGAAGAUGAUACUAAAGAAUAUUGGGGUUUUUAUCUGUUGAGAGGAUCCACUGUCACGAUUUCCAGUUGCGUCAGAUGGCCUGGUGCAUCGCUUAUCGUAAUCAGAGGACACAAACACUUACACGAAUGCGCAUAUAUCGGAGACAAUUCAUCGGAGGAGUUGGAUGAAAUGAUGGAAGCAAUUCGUGAAGGAACUUAUAAAACGGAGACCGGUGAUGAAGUAGUUGAUACUGUUGAUAAUAACGCGCCGUCAAACACACCAAACCUCAUGAAAAGACAUCGUGAAGACGUCAAAUUUCAUGAUCCUAUCCAUAAUGCAACAACCAGUAAAACAAAUCACACCUUGGGAGGUGAAGGCUUGGAUACGACUGAUGUGACAGAUCCGAAAGUUUUGAAGAAAAUUUUGGACAGUCUUAAUGAGAAAGCACCGCGCAAGCCUCAUGUACACGUACAUCGAAAUUCAACGAUUGGCAAAGGAGAAACGGGUAAUUUUGACUUUGAAAACAAGAGCCCAAGAUUUAUGCAAUCGACUACAACGGAUUCGGAAGAAAUCAUUUCCGACGUUUUGAGAAAACUUCACAAUUUAGGAGUGGAUAGAGGUGGUAAUCUGUUAGAGAAACUAAACGCACGAUAUGCGUUGAAUAAAUCAACGGGACUAGACCAACAACAACAAGAAAAUGUGAUUCAUAUUAGAGGUCGGCAGUAUCACAAGCCUGCGGUGCAAUUUGACGAUAACAUUGAUAAAGCCCGACGUCGCCGACGUGAAUUAAUCUUGCAAACGGCUGAACUAAGUGAGACCUUUAAUAAAAACGAUGAAACUGAUGAUGUUGGACAAGAGGAAGGUUUUGUUCCCGACGGUAUUGCCGAUCAUCAUGCCACAUUAAACGAAAAUACUCUGAAUGAUAUGAGCAACAGCGAGUUUUGGUCGUCUUUCAGUUCCUCGGAGGAAGCGCUGCUUAACUGCGCCGGAUUAAUUCUUAAUCUGCCUCUGAGUCCUCACACGAAAUGUCAAAGAAGUUUAUCUGAUCAAGAUGUAGAGACUGCAUAUUUAGCUAAUCGCAUAACAUACAAAGUGCCAACAAACGGAUACUAUUUCUUCGUUUUCAAUAGUGAAAAUGAAGUACAAACAAAUUAUAUCCGAGUGCAUUUCCAUAUUGAAAAGACCGUCUAUAAUGUGACGAAUCCAAUUUCAGAGUGUGCCAAUAGUACAGAACAAUGCGCACUCGAUUUGAAGUUCUUUUCAGAUGAGAAAUUGGUGAUGGAACUGCCGAUCAAAGAAGACCAGGAUUUGUUUAAUCAGGAAUACGUUGUUGUUUCGGUCUGUGAGCCACGCACAGCCAUUUACAUUUUUUGCGUGAUUCUUGUGCCGAUAUUAGUCAUCCUAUUCGCAUUUCAGUGAGUGCGAAAUCAACUUUAAGUGAUAUUCAACAAAACAAAUGGUUGUGAUAAUGUGAAUGUUUUAUAUUUGCAAAUUAUUUUUAGAUCUAACCUAUGUUAAUAUUAUUGUGUCAAGAUACAUUUUUAUUUUUAUUUAGUUAUGUUUUCAUUAAAUUGAUAUUUACUAA
Dalotia coriaria is the source of this 2222-nucleotide messenger RNA. RefSeq lists its product as uncharacterized. The transcript has 6 exons. Bases 290 to 2056 code for a protein of 588 amino acids. The record is from RefSeq and is a predicted model, not a curated record. Lineage: Eukaryota; Metazoa; Arthropoda; Insecta; Coleoptera; Staphylinidae.